Messenger RNA from Apodemus sylvaticus (European woodmouse), 1212 nucleotides. RefSeq names its product keratin-associated protein 5-1-like. The coding region runs from base 1 to 1212 and encodes 403 amino acids. The transcript has a single exon. NCBI's taxonomy places the organism in Eukaryota, Metazoa, Chordata, Mammalia, Rodentia, Muridae. The record is from RefSeq and is a predicted model, not a curated record.
AUGAGCACUACACUGACUGGAGACUAUGGUGAGCACUGCACUCUGACUGGAGGCUGUGGUGAGCACUACACUGUUACUGGAGGCUGUAGUGAGCACUACACUGUGACUGUAGGCUGUGAUGAGCACUGCACUGUGACUGGAGACUGGGGUGAGCACUACACUGUUACUGGAGGCUGUGGUGAGCACUACUCUCUGACUGGAGACUGGGGUGAACACUACACUCUGACUGGAGGCUGUGAUGAGCAUUGCACUGUGACUGGAGGCUGUGGUGAGCACUACACUGUGACUGGAGGCUGUGGUGAGCACUACACUCUGACUGGAGACUGGGGUGAGCCCUUCACUCUGACUGGAGGCUGUGAUGAGCACUGCACUGUGACUGGUGACUGUGGUGAGCACUACACUAUGACUGGAGGCUGUGGUGAGCAUUACACUCUGAUUGGAGGCUGUGGUGAGUACUACACUCUGACUGGAGGCUGUGGUGAGCACUAUACCAUGCCUGGAGGGUGUAGUGAGCACUACACUCUGACUGGAGGCUGUGGUGAGCACUGCACUUUGACUGGAGGCUGUGGUGAGCACUACACUGUGACUGGAGGCUGUGGUGUACACUACACUCUGACUGAAGGCUGUGGUGAGCACUCCACUGUGACUGGAGGCUGUGGUGAGCACUAUACUCUGAUUGGAGGCUGUGGUGAGCACUGCACUUUGACUGGAGGCUGUGGUGAGCACUACACUGUAACUGGAAGCUGUGAUGAGCACUACACUCUCACUGAAGGCUGUGGUGAGCACUGCACUGUGACUGAAGGCUGUGGUGAGCACUACACUCUGACUGGAGGCUGUGGUGAGUACUACACUCUGACUGGAGGCUGUGGUGAGCACUACACUCUGACUGGAGGCUGUGGUGAGCACUACACUCUGACUGGAAGCUGUGGUGAGUACUACACUCUAACUGGAGGCUGUGGUGACCACUACACUCUGACUGGAGGCUGUGGUGAGUACUACACUCUGAGUGGAGGCUGUGGUGAGCACUACACUCUGACUGGAGGCUGUGGUGAGCACUACACUGUGACUGGAGGCUUGAAGAGCACUACUUUGACUGGAGGCUGUGAUGGGCACAACACUGUGACUGGAGGCUGUGGUGGGCACUACACUGUGACUGGAGGCUGUGGUGGGCACUGCACUGUGACUGGAGGCUUGGUGAGCACUACACUCUGA